GUUGGGCAAACCGGGUUGGAUGUCCAGCCAGCGCCCACGCCUCGAGGUCUCCGUUGGCGACAUCCACAAGGAGACGGAGCUCGGCGACUACGACGAAGGCAAUUCUCGCGGGUCUGGCGACGGUGCGUCCAAGGACUGUCCCUGGCGCUUUGGCGACACCCUCACCUUCAAACUCAACCUGCAGGACGUGCUCGGACCUGGACUCAAGCUCAAGCUUCGAGCCGUCAGCGACAUCACGCUGGGACCCUUGCAACUUCAGAUGAGCAGACUUCAAGAAGUGGGAGAGGCCUGCGUGAACCUUCGGCGAAGGGCCUUACCGGGCUGCCAGCCGAGGAGCAGCAGUGAUGGGGCGCAGGUUUGGGGGAGCCCUGUGCUCUUGGUGCCACUCUCCCAUGUGAAGGGUGGAGUCCUUGGCGAUGCCCAGCUACUUGGAGAUGCAGCCGCUACCGUCGCUGUGGCACUUUCGGUCGAUACAGAUCCCGACACGAUCCUGGAAGCUGCCGAAGCCACAACUCGCACGGUCUCAGAAUCUCUGGCCCUCACAGCAGGGGACCUCAUGCGUCAAGUCGGUGCACCCAUAGGCUGGUUCAACCACGAGGCUCCGGCGGAGGAGGCCAGCAGCCCACCUGCCAUGGAGGGGCUGAGGACGCUGACACCGGGCGAGGCGCAGGAGGCUGCCGAGCGGGCUCGACGGAGGAGUGGCAAGGUGCCCAGUGCCGAAGCGCCCCUCCUGGCACCCGACCUUGCACCGGAAGGCUGGAUUUCCAGAAAGGGCCCGCAUGGCCGGUACCACUGGCAUCACCGAUCUCUGGGGCCAGCUCCCUGGGAGGAGAAUCCGUCCAGUUUCUGCGAAGAUACUGGCCAAGGGCCCCCAGCGGCCCCAGCGAGAAGCGUCAGCUUCGGACCGAUCUUGAGUGGGGGACUGCCUCAAGAGAGCUGGACCAGCCACAAGGGUCCGAACGGUCGCAUCUUUUGGCACAACACUCUUCUAGGUCCUCCGCCUUGGGAGCAGCCAGGUGGGGACCCGAAGUAG
Molecule: messenger RNA, 1033 nt
Organism: Symbiodinium sp. CCMP2456
Lineage: Eukaryota; Dinophyceae; Suessiales; Symbiodiniaceae
Source: the annotation of a GenBank genome assembly